GCCCUCCCGUGAACCGAGUUCUGGCACCAAAAUCGCUAAUUCUGAUUCUGUUGUGACCGAUUUGAUCAAAUAUUUUUUUAAUUCUAAACAAACGCAAUGAAACCUCAAUCGCCUCUUAUCCUCUCUCUCCUAUUCGCAGCCACUCUCUGUCUCCUACGCCAGGUUCCGGCCGCCGCCGCCGCCGCUGCUGAUGCUGGGACCUCCGUCAACGCCACUGCCAAUGGUACCGAGUUUAUCCGGAGUAGCUGUGUCAUUACUCUCUAUCCCGACGUCUGCUACGCUUCGCUCUCUCGCUACGCAAACGACAUUCAGCAGGAUCCAGCCUCGCUCACUCGCGUCGCCAUUACCAUCAGCCUUGCCAACUCCCGUAGAAUGGCUUCUUAUGUAUCCAACCUGUCUCACGUCGGCGACUACGGCGCCGAUCACAGAGCAGCCUCCGCGCUUCACGAUUGCUUUACGAACUUCGACGACGCCGUCGACGAGAUUCGCGGCUCGCUCAACCAGAUGCGCCAGAUCAACGACGUCGACGUGCCGUCGUUCAGGUUUCAAAUGAGCAACGUGCAGACGUGGAUGAGCGCCGCGCUUACGGAUCAGGAAACAUGUACGGACGGAUUCGAAGAUGUGGCUGAUGGACCGAUGAAAGCGGACGUAUGCGCAAAGGCGGAGAAGGUGAAGAAGCACACCAGUAAUGCCCUAGCGCUGGUGAAUAGCUUCGUCCAGAAAAGGAUUCCGUGAUAUUCAAUCGUGGUGGUUGUGUGCCUGUUGUACUGCUCUCCUCUGCUCUGCUCUGCUUUGCUGGUUCCUUCUUCCAUAGUUCCAGAAUGAAAGAUAGAGAAGGAAGCAAUUCGCAUUUUGUAUUAUCUGUUAAUAGUUUUAAUGCUUCCUCUUCUUCCAUCUUCAUCUUCC
Messenger RNA from Cucurbita maxima (winter squash), 906 nucleotides. Its product is annotated as 21 kDa protein-like. Bases 97 to 735 code for a protein of 212 amino acids. The transcript has 2 exons. Lineage: Eukaryota; Viridiplantae; Streptophyta; Magnoliopsida; Cucurbitales; Cucurbitaceae. Gene Ontology annotation, biological process: negative regulation of catalytic activity. Gene Ontology annotation, molecular function: enzyme inhibitor activity. The record is from RefSeq and is a predicted model, not a curated record.